Molecule: messenger RNA, 1394 nt
Organism: Gryllus bimaculatus (two-spotted cricket)
Lineage: Eukaryota; Metazoa; Arthropoda; Insecta; Orthoptera; Gryllidae
Source: the annotation of a GenBank genome assembly
AUGUCUGCAGAUACUUCCCGCGUACGCAAGGAAGGAGAAGUGGAUGGCCAAGACUACCAUUUCAUCUCAAGAGCGCAAUUUGAGACGGACAUCUUGGCUAGAAGGUUUGUUGAGCAUGGUGAAUAUGAGAAGGCAUACUAUGGAACAUCGUUGGAUGCGAUUCGAAGCGUGGUACUUGCAGGCAAGAUCUGUGUGCUCAAUCUCCAUCCGCAGUCUCUCAAGAUCCUUCGCUCUUCAGAUUUAAAGCCGUAUGUGGUUUUCGUGGCACCACCAUCACUUGAAAAGUUAAGGCAGAAGAAGAUCAAAAAUGGAGAAGCAUUCAAGGAAGAUGAACUGAAGGACAUCAUUGAGAAGGCUCGUGAAAUGGAAGACAAGUAUGGGCACUUCUUUGACAUGAUCAUCAUCAACAACGACACAGAGCGUGCAUAUAGACAGUUGUUGGAUGAAAUCAACAGUUUGGAGAGGGAACCUCAAUGGGUUCCAUCUGCCUGGGUCAAGACCACAUAGGGGUAAUGAGCUUCAUGCAAGAGGCCCAGGCUGAAACUUGAUCAAACAAUCAUUGUAAAGAGUCUUCUGAUUUCCAAAUAAUUUUUAUACUGCACUCAACUUCGGAAGAGAGUGAGUGAUGAUGCAAUAAGUUAAAUGUCUCAUCAUUUAUACAAGUCUAUCGUUGAAUCACGUGUGUUCGUAUUCAGCAGCAGGAAACAUGCACAUACUAAUACAAACAUUGCCUGUUGCUGAACCAGUGUUGUUAACAAAACUUUCUUUUUUUUAAGAAUAGUGUUCUUGUACAUUGUGUUUCAUUGAAAGGUAGUGACGUGUGGUGCUUUGAGAUUGUAAAUACAUUCACAGGGGAAAGUGAAAGGAGUGAUUUCCUGUUGGUGUACAAAGACCUCUGAUGUUAAGAGCAGUGUGAGAAGAUAUUGAUCACAAGCUUCAUGGAGUUGAGUCAUGAUCUUUGGUAAAAUUGUUUGACAUGAAGUGAUAUAAUUGAUACUGGAAAGCGUUGAUCAGAGAAAGAGUCAUGGGUUGGGACUUGUGAUUUUGUUGUCUUAUAAUUAUAAUUAUUAUAAGUAUUAUAGUUAUUAUAAGUAUUAUUAUUAUUAUUACUAUUACUAUUAUUUUUUAUUAGAGUAUCUGAAAAUAGAUUUAUUUGUUGAUUUAUAAAGCAAAAGGUGCUUGAUAAUUCAGUUUUGGUUGCAAUAUGUUAAUAUAUUAAUAUAUAUAUUUGUCAAUCAUUCUCUUAAUUUUAAGCAUUAAUCAUGAGUUUAUGUUUCUUUCUAAGUGUAUUUUCAACUGAACAUUUGUCUACUUUCUGUUACACAAAUUUAUUGUCUAUUUUUCUUUCUUUCUUUUUUUCUUAUAGAAAUGCUAAAAUGUGCUUGAUAUUUUAU